Messenger RNA from Notolabrus celidotus (New Zealand spotty), 5469 nucleotides. It is a transcript of the gene apba1a, whose product is annotated as amyloid beta (A4) precursor protein-binding, family A, member 1a. Gene Ontology annotation, biological process: chemical synaptic transmission. The record is from RefSeq and is a predicted model, not a curated record. Lineage: Eukaryota; Metazoa; Chordata; Actinopteri; Labriformes; Labridae. The transcript is spliced from 13 exons. The coding region runs from base 299 to 3142 and encodes 947 amino acids. Gene Ontology annotation, molecular function: amyloid-beta binding; protein binding. Gene Ontology annotation, cellular component: cytoplasm; plasma membrane; dendritic spine.
GUUUUUGGUUUUUCUGGAGCUCGUCUCGUUGAAGCGGCUCAGCAGCUGAGACAGGAGGCUGGCUGUGUGUGUGAGGAGGGAGGGGCCGCACACACACACACACACACACACACACACACACAUACACACACGCACACACACAGAGGGAAGAUGGAGGACGGAGGCAGCGGUGGGGCGGACCUGCAGCUUCUUUUCUGCUGAAUGAAGAAUCCUUUGCUCUAACCUCACCCAGGCGCCUGCUGAUGAUGAGAGUUGAGACUUCAGGCUGACACUGCCAAACCUCCAUAACUAGUCCACCAUGAACCCCCAGGAGACAGAGCUUGGCCAGGAGGUGACGGAGGAGACGGAAGCUCCCCCUCGCUAUCAUCCCGACAACCACAACAACCGGCCCCGUAACCACAGCAACCAGGACAAGCGCUACAGACGUGGCGAAGCAUCAGGAGGCGUUGGCAGCAGAGUCAAAGCCCAGCAUCAGCGCCGCCCACAGGAGGAUCUAGAGAUGGAGCUACAACAAGGACCUUCACCUCCUCAGCUUCCCAAGCCCAUCCCCAGACCCGCGGUGGCCCGGUACCGCAGACAGGGCGACAGCGAGGCCCGGAUCAGAGUGCAGCAGCAGAGGCACCGACAGAGGCAGCAGAGGGAGGCAGAGCGAGCUCAGCAGCAGGAGAAGCAGCUGUGCGCCCAGGAUGACGAGCGAGAACGGGACGACUCUGCGCUGGCCCGCUCAGCCAGCACGGAGAGCGGCUUCCACACCCACACGGACCGCGCCGAGGGUGACGACGGCCUGGUCAUGACGUCUCUGGAUCCUGAGGGCCAACCGGAGGCUGAGGACGAGACAGGCAACUAUGGAGUCCAGCUACGACCAGAGGCAGAGGGAUACACAGAGAGUGCCGAGGCUGAGCAGCAACACCUCCGUCCACAUCCUCAUCUUCCUCCCCAACCUCCUCCUCGUGACCCGCUCCCUGAGAUCCACAACCCUCACAGAGCAGAUGAAACUGAGGACAUGAUGAAUGCUGGAUACUCUAACUACGUCUACACGGAGCCCGUCAGCUCCCCCAGGGGGCAGGACGAUGUCUCGGCCAAUCAGAGAUCGGACAGUUUAGAUGCUGGGCUUGCAGACGAGGCGUACUCUGAGCCGUAUGACAUUUACUCGCUCUCUGAGCACGUGUACGAGGAAAUCUGUGACGCUCCCACUUCUGGCCCUCUAGCUGCAGGUGGAGUUGAGUCCCCCCAGCAGAGGAGGGCAGGCUUCCAGCUGUUUGAAGGCCGGGCAGGGGGCGGAGACUACCAUCAGCAGGAGGCGGUGGGCUCCCGUCUGCGUCACUACGAUGAGCGCUCGGAUGGAGAGUCUGAUAGUCCAGAGAAAGAGGCAGAAUUUGCCCCGUACCCUCGGGCUGACAGUUGCGAUCAGGACGAGGAUGUCGACCACGCAAUGAGUGAAGUCAAAGCGAGUCUGAGCUCCCACAGCCUUCAUCGUGCUGCAGGAGACACCAUAGAAGAAGAAACAGAGCCACCUCAGGGACUAGACAAAGCCCACCCUGAAUCUGACUCUGAUAUAAACCACAGAGCUGUCAGCCAAGAUAAGGCGGGCAGGAAACAGGCAGGCAGCCCUUCAGAGGAGGCGGGGUCAGUGAGGAACAGUCAGGAGAAGAGAGACGCCAUUUCUCUCGCCAUCAAGGACAUCAAAGAGGCCAUCGAGGAGGUGAAGACCAGGACAGUCAGGUCUCCUUACACACCUGAUGAACCAAAAGAGCCCAUCUGGGUCAUGAGACAGGACCUGAGCCCCACAGCAGAGUGUGACCUGCAGCCACCAGCAGGGGGCGACUCCCCUCGUUCAGGCUCUCCGUCUCCUCCAGGUGCAGAGUCGUCCAGUCUCCACCUGCUCCAGGACCACACCUUUGACUCCUCCCCCUCCAGCAAAGAGUCCAGGAGAAGUCUGGCAUCGUUCCCCACAUAUGUGGAAGUUCCCGGACCAUGUGACCCUGAGGACCUGAUCGAUGGGAUCAUCUUUGCUGCCAACUACCUCGGCUCCACCCAGCUGCUGUCAGACAAAACACCCUCCAAGAAUGUCCGGAUGAUGCAGGCGCAGGAAGCUGUCAGCAAAAUAAAGACGGCUCAGAAAGUGGCUCAGAACAAGAAGAAGACUUCUGAAGGUGAGCCCCAGCCAAUGACCGAAGUGGAUCUGUUCAUCUCCACACAGAGAAUCAAAGUGCUGAACGCAGACUCACAGGAGACCAUGAUGGAUCACCCUCUGAGGACCAUCUCCUACAUCGCUGACAUCGGUAACGUGGUGGUUCUGAUGGCCCGACGCAGGAUGCCUCGCUCAGACUCCCAGGAGAACCUGGAGGCCUCGGACCCGGGUCAGGAGAGCAAGCGGCAGUACAAGAUGAUCUGUCACGUGUUUGAGUCUGAAGAUGCCCAGCUGAUCGCUCAGUCCAUCGGGCAGGCCUUCAGCGUGGCGUACCAGGAGUUCCUCCGAGCUAACGGGAUAAACCCCGAGGACCUGAGCCAGAAGGAGUACAGCGACCUGCUGAACACGCAGGACAUGUACAACGACGACCUGAUCCACUUCUCCAAGUCCGAGAACUGCAAGGAUGUGCUCAUAGAGAAAGGUAAGGGUGAGAUUCUGGGCGUGGUCAUCGUGGAGAGUGGGUGGGGCUCCAUCCUACCCACUGUCAUCAUCGCUAACAUGAUGCAUGCUGGUCCGGCGGAGCGGUCGGGCAGACUGAACAUCGGAGACCAGAUCAUGUCCAUCAAUGGGACCAGUCUGGUGGGUCUUCCUCUGUCUACCUGCCAGAGCAUCAUCAAGGGUCUGAAGAACCAAGCUCGCAUCAAAAUGAACAUCGUCAGAUGUCCUCCAGUGACCACCGUACUCAUCAGACGACCUGAUCUCCGCUACCAGCUGGGCUUCAGCGUGCAGAACGGCAUUAUCUGUAGCCUGAUGCGAGGCGGCAUCGCUGAGCGGGGCGGGGUCAGGGUGGGCCAUCGCAUAAUCGAGAUCAACAGCCAGAGUGUGGUGGCCACGCCCCACGAAAAGAUCGUCCACAUCCUGUCCAAUGCCGUGGGAGAGAUCCACAUGAAGACGAUGCCUGCAGCCAUGUACCGCCUUCUGACGGCUCAGGAGCAGCCUGUUUACAUUUAACCAGACAAAGGCCUGACACCCCUCCCAACACACACACACACCUACACACACACACACACACACACACACACACACACACACACACACACACACACACACUCUUCAAACUUGCUGUCAUUACCUGCCCCCUCCCUCUCUCCACCGCUGGGGGACCACAGUGAGUUGUAGAGGGUGUUCUUCAGCCUCGUCUUCAUCAGACAAACGGAAAUGUUCUAACAGGAGCUUUUUCCUGUUCUGGAAUCUCAACAUGAAUAGGUCUCUGAAGUGACUUGAGAGUUCAGAUUAGAAAACUCACUCUGUUUCUGUCAUUGUUCAGGAAGGAAGGAGAGAAGUCAGAAACCUUAUUUUUAUGAGCUGGGCCCUGAGCCCUGAUUGUUGACUGAUAGGCGAGCUGCACACUGAGUCCUGACCUUCACAGCCUGACUGCUUCCUGCCACGCUGCUAUUUCACUGUCUGACCUCUGCCUGUUUGAUGUGCUCUUUAUUCUCUUAUGCGGGGGGAUUAUCUCAUGGGACCAGCCUGCAUUCACUUUUAGAUCACACUCUUACUCUGAAUACUUUAAAGUAACUACUGUACGACUGACCUGAUAUACUCAAAAAACUGUAUGCCUGUGUCCUCUGCACAAAAGGAAGUGUUUAAAUCUUUAUCACACUCAGACUCAAUUUCAUUGUCUGCUUAACAGUUUGGUUCUGACUGAAGUGUUUUUUUUCUUCUCACUAAAAAUAAACAAAAAUCUAAAAGUCAGCUGUAACAGAGGCUGGGGUGUUUCCUGUAGCACACCUUUACUGAUCCACAAACAUCAAAUGCUAUCUGAGAGAUACCACAUCAUCAAAAGCAUCAUUAAAUAACACACAUUAAUACAACAUAAAAACACAUUAAACUAAAACCAUGUCAUAACACAUAUUACACUAAUACCAUGUAAUAACACAUUAACGCCAUGUGACAACAUACAUUAAACUAAUACAAUGUAAUAACACAUUAAACAUACACCAUGAAAUAACACACAUUAACACAAUGUAAUAACACAUUAAACUAAAACCAUGUAAUACACAUUACACUAAUACCAUGCAAUAACACAUUAACAUCAUGUAACAACAUACAUUAAACUAACAAAAUGUAAUUAAACACAUUACACUAACACCAUGCAACAACACACAAAACACUAACGCCAUGUAACAACACAAAUUAACACAAUGUAAUACCACAUUAAACUAACACCAUGUAAUAACACACAAUAAAAUGUUAUAACACACAUUGCUCAAAUACCAUGUAACAACACACAUUACACUAACACCAUGUAAUAACACAUGUUAACACCAUGUAACAACACACGUUGAACUAACAAUCUAAUAACACAUUAAACUCACACCAUGUAAUAACACAUAUUAUUAUAACAUAAAAUAACACAAACUACGUUUAAAUGUUAUACCACAAAUCAACUUACACCUCGUAAUUACACAUUAAAAAGCCCCAUGUAAUAAUAUCAUUACACUAACACCUUGUAGUAACACACAUUACACUUACAUGUUACAACACACAUUACAUUAACACAAUGUAAGAACACACAUUACACUUACAUGUUAUAACACACAUUACACUAACACCAUGUAAGAACACACAUUACACUUACAUGUUAUAACAUACAUUACACUAACACCAUGUAAGAACACACAUUACACUUGCAUGUUAUAACAUACAUUACACUAAAACAAUGUAAGAACACACAUUACACUUACAUGUUAUAACACACAUUACACUAACACCAUGUAAGAACACACAUUACACUUACAUGUUAUAACACACAUUACACUAACACAAUGUAAGAACACACAUUACACUUACAUGUUAUAACACACAUUACACUAACACCAUGUAAGAACACACAUUACACUUACAUGUUAUAACACACAUUACACUAACACCAUGUAAGAACACACAUUACACUUACAUGUUAUAACAUACAUUACACUAACACCAUGUAAGAACACACAUUACACUUGCAUGUUAUAACAUACAUUACACUAACACCAUGUAAGAACACACUACACUUACACCUUGUAAUAACACACAUUACACGAACACCAUGUUAUAACACACAUUACACUAACACCAUGUAAUAAAACACAUUACACUUCUGAAUGAUCAAAGAGCUCGUAAUAAACCCUCUCCUAUAUGUAGCACAGUUUUAUAUCCAGUUCUUAAGAAGAAAUGAUUUCAGUUUUUAUACUUGGCAUGUCAUAAGUCAAUCCUUUAAAUGUUUUUAACACCCUAAUUAUUUCAUUUGUUGGUCACUGUCAGUGGAAAGAAAAUAAAUCUGUCCAAAUGCA